AUGGACGCCCUCAAAUCAGCCAUCACCCCCAUCACGCAUAACCUCCCCGCGCCGAUUCGCGACUUGGGCGUUUCCAUCAUCGGCGAGACGUGCUACAAAUCUCUCCUUCUCGACGUCAACAUCGAGGAUGCCGAUUGCAUCAAGUUCGCUGUCUCCAAGGCUCUCGGCAUCGGUAUCAUCGCCGCUUCGUCCAUCGUCAAGGUUCCCCAGAUCCUGAAGCUCAUCAACUCCAAGUCCGCCGAGGGUGUAUCUUUCCUCUCAUACCUUCUCGAGACGGCGUCGUACAUCAUCUCGCUCGCCUACAACUUCCGAAAUGGCUUCCCUUUCAGCACCUAUGGCGAGACUGCUUUGAUCGUGGGACAGAAUGUUAUCAUUUCCGUGCUUGUUCUGAACUAUAGCGGCCGUGCUAGUCUGGCUGCUGUGUUUGUCGCUGCGCUUGCUGGAACUGUUGCUACGCUGUUUGCCGAGAAUGUCGUGGAUGCGCAGACCUUGAGCUACCUCCAGGCUGGUGCUGGUGUUCUGAGCGUUGCCAGCAAGCUGCCUCAGAUCCUCACCAUCUUCCAGCAGGGCGGUACUGGUCAGCUUAGCGCUUUCGCUGUCUUCAACUACCUCGCUGGUUCUUUGUCCCGAAUCUUCACAACCCUCCAGGAGGUCGACGACAAGCUCAUUCUCUAUGGAUUCGUCUCCGGCUUCGUCCUCAACGCCAUCCUUGCUCUCCAGAUGAUCUUCUACUGGAAUGCUCCCUCUGAGAAGGCCAAGGGCAAGCAGCCUGUUGCCCCCAUUGCGGCCAAGCCUGCUGUUCUGACACCCUCUUCCUCUACCACUGCUACUCCCAAGAAGAGCCCUACCACUCGCCGACGUGGUUAG
Molecule: messenger RNA, 867 nt
Organism: Fusarium proliferatum ET1
Lineage: Eukaryota; Fungi; Ascomycota; Sordariomycetes; Hypocreales; Nectriaceae
Exons: 2
Coding region: 1-867 (288 amino acids)
Source: RefSeq, a predicted model, not a curated record